CACCCCCUCAUGAUUAAAAAAAAAAAAAAAAAACAAAAAAAAAAAUAACCGCAUUUUAGAUUUGCCGCAAACACGAGCGGAAUUCUUUCUGACCAUGAGCACGCCGGCAAAAAACAACGGAACUGGCUUAGAGGACGUGAAUAUACCCGGUCAGGCGUACCUGCGCGAGGCCCUCACCUCCUGCACGGACCCCCUGAAGGCCAUCGAGAGUUUCCAGUUGGAGAACGGAGUGCUGCUGCCCUCACUGCGACCUAUGCUACCGCUCCUCGACCUGCACGGCGUGCGGCGGCUGGACUUCCAUACGUCACUGAUGGAGGAGCUGCGGGACAAGCUGAUCGCCCACAUAAACGACCUGGGCCAAAAGGAGGCUCGCGAGCGCGACAAGAAGCUGAAGGAGUUGCUAGCGAAGAGCUUCCCGGUGGUCCGGGUCAAGUCCCUGCGACCAGUGGUAAUGGCCAUACUGCGAAACACCCAGCACAUCGACGACAAAUACCUGAAAAUCCUUGUCCGGGACCGCGAGCUGUACGCCGACACGGACACGGAGGUGAAGCGGCAGAUUUGGCGCGACAACCAGAGCCUGUUCGGCGACGAGGUGUCUCCACUGCUGUCCCAGUACAUUCGGGAGAAGGAGCACAUUCUGUUCGACCACACCAACCUUAACAACCUGUUCUUCCAACCAACGCCGAAGGUGCGCCGGCAGGGCGAGGUGGUCCAGAAGCUGGCCAACAUGAUCGGGACGAGCGUGAAGCUGUACGACAUGGUGCUGCAGUUCCUCCGCACUCUCUUCCUGCGCACCCGCAACGUCCACUACUGCACGCUGCGCGCCGAGCUGCUGAUGGCCCUACACGAUCUGGAGGUGCAGGAGAUCAUCUCGAUCGACCCCUGCCACAAGUUCACCUGGUGCCUGGAUGCCUGCAUCCGCGAGAAGAACGUAGACAUCAAGCGGUCCCGGGAGCUGCAGGGCUUCCUCGACAACAUCAAGCGCGGCCAGGAGCAGGUGCUGGGGGAUCUCUCCAUGACCCUUUGCGACCCCUACGCCAUCAACUUCCUGGCCACAUCGGCCAUCAAGAUCCUGCACCACCUGAUCAACAACGAGGGCAUGCCGCGCGACAACCAGAUCCUCAUCCUCCUGCUGAGGAUGCUGGCCCUGGGGCUGAGUGCUUGGGUGAUGAUCGACUCGCAGGACUUCAAGGAGCCAAAGCUGGACUGCCAGGUGGUGACCAAGUUCCUGCCCGCCCUCAUGUCGCUGAUAGUGGACGACCAGUGCCGCAGUCUGCACGGCAAGCUGCCGCCGGACGAGCGGGAGUCCGCUUUGACCACCAUCGAGCACUCGGGACCGGCCCCGGACGCCGUGGAGGCCUACAUCCGGGAGAGCUCCGUUGCCAGCAUCCUGGCCAUGUACUACACGCUGCACACCGCCCGGCUCAAGGAUCGCGUGGGCGUGCUCCGCGUUCUGGCCAUUCUCUCCGCCUGCAAGGACGACCGUGCCUACGAAGAUCCCUUCCUGCACUCGCUGAUCGCCCUGCUCAUUCCUAUGAGCGAGGAGUUCUCCACGGAGGACUUCUGCACGACCCUCUUCGACGAGUUCAUCUUCGCCGGCCUGACUCGGGAGAACGUGACCUCGCGACACAUGCUGAAGCUGCUCUGGUACGUACACAACAAGCUCCCGGCCGGACGGCUGGCCACCCUGAUGAAGGCCAUGCAGCCGACCACCGCGCACAACGAGCACAUCCACAAGCUGUACGAGACGCUGCAGGAGCGGAUCGGGGCCGGGCAGGCGGAGACGCCCGUAAUCGAGGCGCCUCCCAUGGAGUUCGACUCGCCGCUGAAGAGCGUGCCAACGCCAGGUCCGCACUAUAACGCCCAAUAGCCAGAGGCGCCGGCGGCCGCUGUCCCGCCUCAGGCACCGGCUAUAGCGCCAGCUAUAGCUCCAGCGGCCGUCGUCGGAUGAUGGAUACUGACCUCCAGACCAUUACCAGUACCGAUACCGAUACCGAUGACCCAACCCAUACCACUACCAAUGCCAAUACCGAUACCCAUACACGUACCGAUUACGAUCGAAUCAUGACGUGACGGUUAGGAGAUUGGGACAGAGACCCGGGUGGGGACGAGGAUGCGUCUUCGUCCGCGCCGCGGAGCUAGCUUUCGCUUGUAGCCCUCAUGCGCUCAGGAUAAGAGUAUAUUUUGUUUAGAGUAGGCUUAACGUUUUCCCGCAUAUCGCGCGUACCGCCCGGGAGUUUAUACACAUUAUAUAGAGGAUACAUAUUUACAUAUGUAUGUACGGUAGCCAGUAAAGGAUAUAGCAAUUGUUACGCCCGUGUAACUACCGGAUCUAGUACACAGUAUAGAGUACAAAUCUAAAGUUUUCGUUUGUGGGCUUUACCAGAUUGUUUCAUACUAUGUAUUUUAAAGGCUAUUUUACACAUUUUUCGCAAAAUUAGGCAAUAUUUUAGGUCUUUUACGUACUUUAGUUCUUGACUGAUUUAACUGAUUAUACAUAAUAUUAGUAUUACCCAACUGCUUAUAGUUUCGGAGCUUCUGUCAUCCGCCGAUCGUGAAUCCCAUGCAAUAGUCUACACCUAAAUGUCCUACUAGAUUCAAAAUCCUAAUUGUGUUUAACUUUUAGCUGCUUUUACUUUUUACUUAUUACUUUUUACUUGGAUUGUAUAAUUGAUUUUAAAUAAUAUUAUAAAAAAAUAUAAAAUUUAAAGCCUA
Molecule: messenger RNA, 2715 nt
Organism: Drosophila ananassae
Lineage: Eukaryota; Metazoa; Arthropoda; Insecta; Diptera; Drosophilidae
Gene: NELF-B
Product: negative elongation factor B
Exons: 3
Coding region: 95-1870 (591 amino acids)
Biological process (GO): negative regulation of transcription elongation by RNA polymerase II
Cellular component (GO): NELF complex; nucleus
Source: RefSeq, a predicted model, not a curated record